GGAUUCCUCCCCCAUUCCCAUUUAAUGAGGUCUCCCCUUCGAGUCCCUCCGCCCCCAAAUUUUUACUUCCCCAAUUUUAUCUACUACUAUGCAUAUCCCUCCACCAAGAACAGUCACCAACCCCGUCCUUCUCUUUCUCAAUCCCCUGCUGCUGAUCUGCUUCUCCUAUCAACCCUUCUCUGGCUCCGCAUCAGUAUCCAUCUCGGCCUCAAUUCUUGUUCACCGGCAUGGCUCAGCUUCUUCAGCUCCGCCUCUCGCAUCCAAAAUCCAAUUUCCUUCUCUGUAAUUCUAUUCUUAUUUCAUGUGCUCUCAAAUAUAGCAGAAAUGUGCAGCUCCUGGAACCAUCUUUUGGGGCGCAUUGUUUCUAUGUGGAACUUUGAAUUGAUUAAAGUAAAUUACUAUGUAGAUGCACGAGGGCUUUGGGAGCAUUAAUAAGCAUGGAUGUGAGGAGUUUGGAAUAUACUCCGCAUGAUAUUGUAGGAUGUGGAGGGUGAUUUGUUUGUGUAUGAGUGAUUUGGAUGUUAUUAUCAUGUUCCUUGUGGUUACUUAAUGUGAAUGCGGUAUUAUGUGACCAUUUUAAGUAUCUGGAUAUUUUGGAUUAAGUUGGUUUAAGAAGGCAAGUUAUGGCAAUUGUAUCUAAACAUGUUUUCGUUUUCAGAUUUCAGUUUCAAAAGUCUUUAUAAUUCUCAACUAAACAAGUUUUCUUCCGCUUUUGUUUUUUAGAAAACAACAAUUUCCUAUGAUUACUAAACGGGGCAUAGAAGUGCUCGUUAUUUUAUCGUUUGGUUCCCAUUUUCAGUUUUGGCGCCCUUUUGGUCCCCGAACCCGCCAUUUGCUGUCUCCCUUGGCGCGCUUUCAAUCUUCCACCCCCUUCUAAGUUCUAUCUUCCACACUUUUCUCUCAGUUUUCCUGUUUCUGUCGUUGAGUAGCAAUCCAAAGCAGUUCGAUUCAUCUGCAAGCCGCCGCCAACUAUCACUCCAGUAAGUCAUAGCAUGGCCAGUUCUACUUGGUACUCUCUUUUCUCCGUUUCCUCCUAGCUAGCUAUGGUUUCUCGAGCCAAGCGAAUCUUGGACAGCUAGUUUUUCAGUGCCGCCAUUGGUCCAGUUCCUCGUUUACCGACUGCUAUGAGCUAUCUCACCCGGGAACUCAACCCCGAUUAGGGUUUCUGAGCCCUCUCUUUCAAUUGGGCUUAAUUUGUUUUAUUUUUCUUAUUUGAUUUGUUCUCAAACCCUAGAUCUUCUGCUUCAAAACCACCACCACCGCCUCCCAACCGUUCUUCUCAUUCACAGUGCCGCAGUCGCAUCUUCUCUUCCCCGUCAAGCGGCCGCCGAUCCACUUCCCUGUUGGGCCAUCUCUCCCAUCUCCUUCAUGCAUGUCUUGUCUUGACAAUGUGAUACUGUUUCCCGCCCAUAUCAAUUGAUUGUGAUUUCCUUUAGCUUUUGGAAAUUGAUCAUGUCAUCAACUGGUCGUAUCCUUGGCCGAGUACUUUGAUCCCAACAUGCAUGUCUUGUCUUGACAAUGUCGUUCCUCUGCAGGUUUUUUGUGAGUGUGAUAUGUUGGAGAUCUUGAGGGGGAAGUAUUAUUAUUGAUUCAUGAUGCUUGCAGCUUGCCAUUCUUUAAACUAGUGUUGUGUAUAUUGAUUCGUACAGAGAUAAUGGACACAUCAAACCCUGCUAUUCUUGUGAAUGGAAACCUGUUGCCAAUGCAUGUGAGGAAGAGAGUUAGGACUGUGAUUCAAGUACUGAAUUCCGAGCGUGAUUCAGUCAUUGGGAAAUCCACAGAUGAUCAGCAGCUAGUCAUAAAGGGCUCCCCGCCAUCUACACCGCUCACCAACUUUGUCGAGGUCAUUGGCAUUGCUGAUUCUGACAAGUCCAUCCAGGCUGAGAUAUGGACCAACUUUGGUGACAACUUUGAUGCAUCUUCCUUCAAUCAGCUUUGCCAACUUGCGAAUGCUGAAUACCAGCACUUGUUCCUGUGAGCAGCAGCACCCUGCAAAUGGGUUUUAUGAAGUGGUUCAGUAGCUUGUGAAUUCUUCUGAUUAGAUGAUAUUACUAUGUGUUGGUUCUAAUAGUGUUACAUGUGAACAAUACAUGUCUUAUCUUUAGUUUUGUUGGGAAUGGAAUUUAGACUAAUGGGUGUGUAGUCUAUACUGCACAGAGGGCUCUGUCAUUGAGUUCUUGUUCAUAUAGGGAUGCUUUGCAUUUUGUCCAGCAAAUCUUAGGAUAGUUUGGGUAAUAUACCAAACAAAUGAAGAGAGAGAGAGAGACAGACAGACGUUUCUGUUUGUGAUCUUUAAAGACGAGGCCAGGGCUGGAGGAGACGGAAUAAAGGUGCCCCAUCACA
This is a messenger RNA of Linum trigynum, 2343 nucleotides long. The record is from the annotation of a GenBank genome assembly. NCBI's taxonomy places the organism in Eukaryota, Viridiplantae, Streptophyta, Magnoliopsida, Malpighiales, Linaceae.